Molecule: messenger RNA, 844 nt
Organism: Danaus plexippus (monarch butterfly)
Lineage: Eukaryota; Metazoa; Arthropoda; Insecta; Lepidoptera; Nymphalidae
Exons: 2
Coding region: 35-814 (259 amino acids)
Source: RefSeq, a predicted model, not a curated record
AUAUUAACGAUUCAUUUUGAUUUCGUGUUUUAAGAUGAUUUUAAGAUUACAGACUUGUUUUUUGUUCACUUUAUUAUUUUUAUUUGUGUCAGGUUUAGAAAAAAGAAAAAUUAAUUAUUUACCGGUCUCAUUAGAUCGGGAACAAGUAUCAGAGUCGGCGGAAGAUAUGAACCCGUUCAUAAAACGACUUAAAAAUAUAAUUCCCAUACCCUCAAAAGAUGAAGAAAGGAAAUUUACAAACAAAAUACUAGUGAAGCGAGUCCUACCUCAUGGAGCUCCGCAGGCAGUAUUCGAAUAUGAUUACAGUUUUAAGACAUUAUUUAAACCGCUCAUAAGAAUGCACAAAAAGAUAACUCUCUCUGACGACAGCGGUGAAGAAAGAGAAAGUCCAUCCUACGACAGGCAUGGACCGAAACUGGGAAACGUUCACAUUGUAAAUAUGCACGACGAUCGGGAGGAUCCUCCACCGGCACCCCUCGGAGCUGGCCGAUAUCAUGGAGCCGUUCAUAGAGACACGGAACCCAAAGACGCGGAAAGCAACAGAUUAAAGUCAUACAACAAAAUUAUAUAUGUACUUAAAGAUAAUCUGAGGUCUCCCUACUGGGGCCGCUCUCUGGAGACGAAAGACGGUCAGUCGAAAGAUGGGUUAUACGAAUUCGAUGAUAUUGACAGCGGAAACAAAUCAAAAAAGUGGAUCCCGCACUACCCGCUGUGGAACUACUGGACGUAUAAGAAGUCGAUACACGAGGACGUCUGUCCAGAGCAGCAAGUGAAGGUUGGUAACAUGUGUAUUUGGUUUCCGCCUCACCGAUAAUACAGAUUUUAAUAAACGUUCUACAAACUA